Molecule: messenger RNA, 2517 nt
Organism: Psilocybe cubensis
Lineage: Eukaryota; Fungi; Basidiomycota; Agaricomycetes; Agaricales; Agrocybaceae
Exons: 8
Coding region: 1-2517 (838 amino acids)
Source: RefSeq, a predicted model, not a curated record
AUGACGAACGAAAACAAAACCAAGACUACCAAACCUCUCCCGUUCCCCGACACUCCACGUAGCCAGAAGUCCUUCGGACAGGAUAUCGGCAUCGUACAGCUUAGGAAUCAGAUUGCGAGAGAAAUGGAUUGCGAAUUCAUAACCUGCUCUGUCGAGAACUUCAUGAAAGCCUAUCUCGAUUUUGUCCCUAACGAGAAAGAGACGCAAUACUUUAUUAAGAAGCUCCUAGAGGACAUACCAACGGGACGUGGCGCAGGACCUUACUCACUUCGCAGUGACACAGAGCCGAUACCAUCCGUCUUAACUGGCGACGAGACGAGUUUUGCUUUUCGGGCGUACCCACCCAAGAAAAAAAUAGCAGUGCUGACUGACAACGAAAUCGCUGUCUUUAAAGGGUGGGAAAAGAUUGCUGAAGCCAUUGGCAAUAUCGACUACCCUGGACAGCGAAAACGCAAUAGAUUCAGCUACGUAAGCGUGCCACACAAGUCGAUAGAUUCUCCCAAUCGCGGGUCCAACAACAAGAUCGAUGCCGCAUUUGUCGCAGCCUGGGAUAAGAACAAGCCGCUUCAGACAACAGACAUAGCAGUUGUGAUGGAGCACAAGCUGUCGGAGUCACAGAAACGGCAAAACGCUUUGCAAGCUGUAUCUGCGAAUGUUCAGAUCAUGAACGACGACGUCCGUCGUAUGUUUACUUUUGGGAUCACAGCCGAACAGCGUAAUGUCACGCUGUGGUAUCAUGGUCGAUCACAUUCAGCCGCGUCGCAUACCUUUGACUUCACAGAGAAUCCUAAAUUAUUUAUUCAAGUCCUUAUUGCGUUUUCGUUCGCAACGGAGGAAGAGCUUGGUUACGAUCCAACGGUGACGCUCGAAGGAGACGGGAAUUACACGUUCAAGCUUCCCGAAUCAUUAGGCAGCAAAGACUUUCGUCUCUUUCGUACUUUGGAGCCCUUAUCGCUAUAUCGCUCGAACAACAUCACUGGGCGCAUGGCGCGUGUCUACAAAGUGGUCGAAGUCAGCGAAAGCGGUGAGGUGCUUGGCGAUCCCCUCGUGCUGAAAGACGUGUGGCUCGACAGCUCUGCGGAGACCGAAAAGCAGAUACAAGAAGCCAUUUUUGACGACAUUGAACGAUUCUGGAACAGCACAGAUGAACCAACGGAACUCAAGAUGAUUAAAGAGGCUCACAAGCAAAUCGUUGACGAUGGAAGCUAUAAGAAGUACUUCCUUCAGAUCGUCCUCGACCACAUUGGAAGGGAAACGAAAAUGACAGCAGAGGGAGGCAUCGCAACGCAAAGACUACUCGUCGAGCCUGAACUUCCACCACAUAUCCUUCGGUUCGGAACCGAAAAUGAAGAAUCUCAAUUCUUGAACGACCAAGCGUCCGUUGAUACACAUCCUAUUGCGUCCCAAUUUCCAGAGUCUCCAGUAGUCCCACGCAAAUAUUCACCAAAGAGGCAAUAUCGCGUCCUGUUCAAAGAGGUUUGUAAAACUUCCGGCAGGCUCGCAACCCUUGGAGAAGUUGUCAAUGUGUUAUUACAAAUUCUCACCCCCAUCCAGCUUUUAUUCUGUGCGGGAUGGGUCCAUAGGGACAUCAGUUCUGGAAAUAUACUUGCUUUCAAGAAAAAUUUGGAGAGCAAGGGGCCAUGGCUUGCGAAGCUAUCUGACCUUGAAUAUGCCAAGAAAUUUCCUCUGCAAAACGGCUCAAAGCGUGCUGGAAAUCCAAAGACGGGUACGCCGUACUUCAUGCCUCUAGAGGUGAUGAUGUCGUCUUACCUCUUUUCUUCCGACCACGAUAAGAGAAUAACUGCAAGGGAACAUGGCACACCGUCGUCGUUUCCUGCACAUAAUCCACUUGACAUUGAAGAAGCGCGCUACUUGGAGAGAGGUGCGAAUCUGGAAAGGAAAGCUCAGGAAACACCUGCGAUUGCAGAGACCGGUGUCGCCCAUAAUUUCCAACAUGAUUUAGAAUCAAUAUGGUGGAUUCUUUUCUGGAACAUAUGCUGCCGCCUUGACCCAGAGCAAUCGACACCAUUUCUGCAGAAUUUUGGCAAAGCCAUUUUCAUAAACGAGAUCAAGCCUUCUAAUGCUCGAAUCCAUUGCAUCACCAAAACCUCAUUCGGAGAAUCCAUCAUAGCUAAUGCCCCGAAGUCGAUUUCUUCCUUUGUCUCUUUACUCUUCGUUUUGAGGGAGGAUCUUUACCAGGACUACAUCGAGCGUGGUCGCGAAGGCGCAUACAAUGAUGUCGGAUCGUAUGCCAAAAUCCACGACAGAUUCCUCUUUUUGUUUAAAAUAUUCAACAAGCAGGCGACCGCAGCUCAGGACCUAGGCGCCAGCAGCGGUAGAGACUUGCAUUGGUCCGAGCUUUCUUUAUUGGUGAAGAAUUAUAGCAGUACUGUGGCAGAAGGAUCUGCGGUGGGCGAACCGGAGCGUAAGCGUCCUCGAUCCGAAGAAGACCAUAUCGACUCGAGGGAGGCAGCCAGCGAGGGCAGAACCAAAGCCAAGCAACCAAGGAAGAAGUGA